AUGCGUCACACUCUGCACGUCCUGUUGCUACUGCUCUGCUGCUUUGCCGGAUUUUUUGCCGCCGCUGAGCAUCGCUGCAUGUUUGACCACAUUUCUCGCAAGGCUGGUCCCCGAAGGAGAGCACUUGUGCGUGAAUUGCCCGGCCGGGAGCGCGGCGGGGCGCAGGUGUUGACUGCUUCUGUGCCUGGAUGGGCGCCCAUCCGUUUUAAGGUCUUCUCGGAGGCCAUGAACAACCCUUCGAAGUACUGCACCGUUGCGGGAGAGACCCGGUCAGAUUUCACUGGAGGCACCGUUGUGUGCCGGCAGCAGGCUGUUUUUACGGACGAAAAAAAACCGUCAUAUUGA
Messenger RNA from Trypanosoma conorhini, 345 nucleotides. RefSeq names its product leishmanolysin. The coding region runs from base 1 to 345 and encodes 114 amino acids. Gene Ontology annotation, molecular function: metalloendopeptidase activity. NCBI's taxonomy places the organism in Eukaryota, Euglenozoa, Kinetoplastea, Trypanosomatida, Trypanosomatidae. Gene Ontology annotation, biological process: proteolysis; cell adhesion. The transcript has a single exon. The record is from RefSeq and is a predicted model, not a curated record. Gene Ontology annotation, cellular component: membrane.